Messenger RNA from Dendrobium catenatum, 756 nucleotides. RefSeq lists its product as uncharacterized. The record is from RefSeq and is a predicted model, not a curated record. The transcript is spliced from 2 exons. NCBI's taxonomy places the organism in Eukaryota, Viridiplantae, Streptophyta, Magnoliopsida, Asparagales, Orchidaceae. The coding region runs from base 1 to 756 and encodes 251 amino acids.
AUGGGUAUUCUUGGUUCAAAAUCUACAUGGUGUCAUAAUAAGAGUGGCAGUGCCCGAAUCUUGGAGAGGCUGGAUAGGUGUAUGCUGAACUUGAAAGCCUUGGAGCUGAUUAGUCAAGCGGCAGUGAGUCUCGGUGGCAAGCAUUCUUGGGCUAAAUCAGUGAGAGGAGAUGAUAUGGAAGCAUUAAAUAAGAGACUGUCAAGGGUUCUUAAAGCCUUAUUUUUUUUUAGCAAGGUAAAGCAUCAAAAGCUGGAGGAAUUGAAGGAAAAAUCGAAGGAUGAGAUCAAGAAACUUUGGCUGGAAGAAGCUCUGGACCAGCAGUUUUUGAACAGCAAUGCUCUGUUAUUUAGAUCCAAAGUCGAUGAGUUUAACUGCACUCUAUCACGGUUGAAUACAUGGUGGAGACAAAGGGAUAAAGCCAAAUGGAUGAAGGAAGUGGAUUCGAAUUCUAGUUUCUUUCAUGCCUUUGUGAAUGGUAAUUUGAUUAAGGAAUUGAAGAAUGAUGAUGGGGAGCUGAUAAAGGAUCCUGAAAUUAUUAGGAGAAAUUUUUCUGAGUUUUUCUACAGCAAAUGGAAGCUUAGGGACUGUCAAUUGGAAAAUUGGCCCUUAAAUGAGAACCUCCUUAAACAUGAAAGAGCUGAAAUCCUUGAUGCUAUUUUUUCUAUUGAAGAAGUUGAAGAGGUGAUUAGAGAACUUAGCAACAACAUUUCACCAGAGGUGGAUGGAAUAACCUACUCUUCUAUCAAAGCAUACUGA